AUGGUGUUCGUUGUUAAGGCGAUUUUCCUGUCCGCAUUAGUUUAUAGUGCAUCAGCUGGCUUAUUGGCUGGUCAUGAUUCCUAUUCUGAAUCAGCACUUGGCGCCCCAUCUGCGUCUUAUGGCGCACCUUCAACUUCAUAUGGACCACCUGGAUUUUCAGGAAGUUCGAACUUAGGUGGACAAUUAGGGAGCGAUAGCGGUUUUGCGCAGGAUAUACAUGACAGUAGUUACGAUGCAGGUAGUUCAUUCGGUGCUAGUGGAUCAAGUCUGUUAAGUGGGUCAGCACUAGACAGUGGAUCAGCGAUAGCCAGUGGACCAGGUUUUACUAGCGGAUCUUCCUACGACAAUGGAGCUAUUUUAGGUAGCGGCUCAGGUUUCAGUGGAGCUCCAACAGGUGGUGACAGUUCACUUUUGAAUAGUGGAACCCUAAACGGCGGUGAUAUUGGUGGAUCAGCUAUUGAUGGUGGAGCUCCUGGUAGUUUAGGCCUUGGAAAUGGAGAUCUGACUGGGGCUGGAUUCGGCGAUGCAGGCCUUCCUAAUGGACAACUGUUAGGUUCUGGACUCGGACCAGGUGGUGUUUCACUUACUGGCCCACCUAGAGUGAUAGGAUCUACUGUUUCCGUAGGUCGUCCGACAAUUCAAGCUUCAAGAUAUGAGCUUCAAUCGGUUGUACAAAAUGUUGUCCGUCGCAUACCAGUUGAAGUAACGCGACAUGUACAAGUUGCUGUACCUAAACCAGUUCCUGUUCCAGUGCGCCAAGAAGUCAAGGUACCGGUUCCUCAACCCUACCCUGUUCAUGUAGACGUUGUCAAGCACGUUCCAUAUCCCGUGUACAAAACUCAGCACGUUGAAGUAGAGCGACCAGUUCCAGUUGAAGUUGUAAAACACGUGCCAGUAGAAGUUAUCAAAAAAGUCCAUGUACCAGUUGACAGACCUGUAGAGGUUAUUAAAAAAGUUCAUGUUCCAGUCGAAAAGCACGUUGAGGUUCCCGUCGCAGUUUGGAAACCCUAUCCCAUCCAUAUCAUCAAACACGUCACACACUAUCAAAAGAAGAAAUGCUGUUGGUAAAAGAGAAGUCAUGAUCAAGCCAAAUAGUCAAUACAAUUGUAAAUACUUAGUCAUUAGUUGUACAUAUGUAAAAUAAGUAAAAUAAAUUGCAACUUUU
Molecule: messenger RNA, 1165 nt
Organism: Melitaea cinxia (Glanville fritillary)
Lineage: Eukaryota; Metazoa; Arthropoda; Insecta; Lepidoptera; Nymphalidae
Gene: CPG8
Exons: 2
Coding region: 1-1068 (355 amino acids)
Source: RefSeq, a predicted model, not a curated record